CUUCCCACUUCCGCCCCCUCUGCCUGCCAUUGGAAGUAGCGAAGCCCAGCAAGUUGCGGCCGCCGAGCAGCCGGCGCUGCCCUCGGACUCUGCGCCUGCCUUCCUCUCGCCUGUCCUCCGCUUCCCCGGCCGCCGCCGCUCCCGAGGCCUUGCGCUCGCCGCGCCCGUAGCCCACGCCGCGGCCGACAUGAGCUUCUUGUUUGGUAGUCGCUCUUCUAAAACUUUUAAACCAAAGAAGAACAUUCCAGAGGGGUCUCACCAGUAUGAACUCUUAAAGCAUGCAGAAGCCACACUUGGCAGUGGCAACCUCCGGAUGGCUGUCAUGCUUCCUGAAGGGGAAGAUCUAAAUGAAUGGGUUGCAGUUAACACUGUGGAUUUCUUCAAUCAGAUCAACAUGCUUUAUGGAACCAUCACAGACUUCUGUACAGAAGAGAGUUGUCCAGUGAUGUCAGCUGGCCCAAAAUAUGAGUAUCACUGGGCUGAUGGAACAAACAUAAAGAAGCCUAUCAAGUGCUCUGCACCAAAGUAUAUUGAUUAUCUGAUGACCUGGGUUCAGGACCAGUUGGAUGAUGAGACAUUAUUUCCAUCAAAAAUUGGUGUCCCAUUUCCGAAGAAUUUCAUGUCUGUGGCGAAAACUAUCCUCAAACGCCUCUUCAGGGUUUAUGCUCACAUUUAUCAUCAGCAUUUUGACCCUGUGAUCCAGCUGCAGGAGGAAGCUCAUCUCAAUACAUCUUUCAAGCACUUUAUUUUUUUUGUUCAGGAAUUCAACCUUAUUGAUAGAAGAGAACUUGCACCACUCCAAGAACUGAUUGAAAAACUCACCUCAAAGGACAGAUAAAAGGAUGCAAAGCUAUGCAGAUUGUUCCUCAAAUGAAGAUGUGUGGAGUAUAUUUGGAUCUUGGUUAUGUUUUGUUUUUAUCUUUGUUGUUUCCGUCUUAGGUUUGGGUGGCUUUGCAUUCCUGGUUCUUUAUUCUGAAUAUAUGAAACCAUAUUCUAUUGCUAGAGGAUGCCAAGAACCACUCUCUAUGCUUCUGAUGGGGGGUAAAUUUUGUCUUAGUUGUAUAGUUUUGUUUUUUUUAAACUUAGUUUUGAUUAUUUGGGAAAUAUGUUAUAAUACUGUGUGCUGAAAGAAAAAGCUUAUUGAUUGAACUGCUGGUAGAUGGGGUUCUGUGUUAUGUAAAUUGUGGCCCAUUUUUGAAGUCCCCAAAAGACUUGUUUUUAAGUGCCUUGUCAGGCUCACUUCUGAGGUGCAAAGCACAGACAUAGAACUGAACAGGGCUUGAAACAAUAUAAGAUUACUACCCAGGGCACUUUCUGUGCAUGCUGUAAAAUAUUCAUGAUAAAAGCCAUAGUUUACGUAAAUUAGUGAUCUCCAGCUUUUACUACAUUGAAGAAACAUAAUUUGUAAAGGUGUGCAUGUAGAACAUAAAAAAUUAAUAUUUCUUAAUUAUUUUUUAUAUUGACAGUAAUAGAGUCUGUUCAACAAAUAUUUAAAGUUCUACAAGCAGGUCUUUUUCCAUCUGUUGAUAUAUGUGAUAUUGAAACUUGAGGAUGUUGAAAUGUAAUAUCUAUUGCAUUUUGGCUUCUUUCUACUGCACUGUAGGUGUAAAAAUUCAGGUUAUAAGUAAGAUUGCCAUCUUCAGAGGUGAUGCUGAACUGUGAGGUUUCUUAGCAAUUGCCAAAUGAGCCAUAAGUCUGCAGAAUCUCCUUCUACUCUGAAUAGGAGGGGAUGGGGUGUGUAUGUGUUUAGGGGGUAGUUAGUUUUCUAGGGAGUUAGGGAUGGGAUUAAGUAUGGGGAGUCAAGUUCUGUAAGUCCUGGCUUAAGCCCUUGAAAAAAAAGAAUGGUGUGAAGUAUGUAUAAACCGUCUUAGAGACUUCCUGUUAGGAAUCAACUUCCAUGAGAAGUUACAAAUAAAUUACUAAUUUUAAGUACAGACAUUAAGCUUAUAAUUUAAAGAUGGGGAAAUUGGUGACUUUUUAGCAUUUCCAUUCAGUGAAUGGAGCUGGUGUUUGCUUAUCAUUUUAAAAUGAUACAGUACCUUUUUUGCUUAUUACAGGCCCAGUUUGAAGCAUUCUGACUUCUGAUUUUUCCACUGUGAGAGGAAAUCUUUUUCUUUGCAGUGAUAUCAAACAAUGAAAAUGCUGUAUCUUUAUAGUGAAUUAUUACCAUAAAUAACAAAUCUAGAAACCUAAUUUUUAGAAUAAAUACUAAUUUUUCUCUCAUUUUAUUCUUGAGAAAUAGCCUUUUCUGACGUCUAGUCUUAAUUUUGUCAUUUAUAGCAAAUUUUCUCCCUUCAGUUAGAAAUAUAUGUCCUUCUUUCAGUUAGAAACAUUGCCUUUUUCCCUUGUAGAAUAGAAAUGCUUGCUCUGCAGUCAUAGAUACAAAAUACUUAGUAGGAGAAAAAUAUAAAAUGAGAUCAGUUUUUUUAUCAUUAACAGAUCAGUGAUAAAAUUUAAUGCCAUUAAAGUUAUGAUCACUAGGAACUGCCUUUUACUCCAUUUCAUUUGUAGCAACCUCUUGCCAAAUAGCAACAGUAGAAAUAACAAGAGAACCUGGUGGAAGCGAAUAUUUUGGAUAUUUACUGAUAAUUCUUUUUCAUAAACUGCAGGGAGAGCUAGCUGAUAUCCUUAAAUCUUUUAGUAUCCAGAUAGACAAUAUCAACAACUGUGGAUUGAUUCAGAAAUGAAAUUUAGUGUCAAGUGGUUUUGAGUACCAUCUAUUUAGGAAAAUGAAACAAUAUAACUCAAAUAAUCUUCCAAAUGCAUUGACUUCAUACAGACCUAGUAAACUAGGAAUUGCAAAAGCCAAGUCAAAAAUUGUUCUUGCUCUUUUUAGCCUUAUUCGUUAGUACACUGUAAAAAUUGGAAAGUGUUUCUUUUAAAUUGUUCAACAGUAGGAUUUACUUUCCCAGUAUGUGUAGAUAGGAGUUAGUUUUCACUGUGCCAGAAUCUCAGGUGCCUGCUUCUGGUUAUUUAAUCAGAGUUCUUGGGAAUGAGGAAGUAUGUAUGUGUAUAUAUGGUAACAAAGUAUAGAAGUUCUCCUGGGGAGAGGCCUGGCAUUGUCAGUGGUAUUACAUGGCUACCAAUAAGGAAACACAGAGCAUAUGAGAAUGAAUUGAUUUAAUAGGAAGCUAUUUUAGUUUGUUUGGUUCCUGUGAAAGUAAGAUGCCCUUUAUAAAAUAAGAAUUAAAGCUUGUUUUUUCAGCGGAGCAUGCUUUUAAAUGUUGAUUGGAUUCUCUUCAGAUCUUUUAAUUUAAUUUGUAAAUAACCAAGGUAAUUAUUUUCCUUUCUACUCUUUAUACAUAAGAUAUAAAACAGAAGUUGGUUUUCUCGUCCUUUGAUAAAAGCAUCCUGUAAAAUAUACAGUAGUAAAUUAACAUAGUAUUACUGUCACUCAUGAUGCUUUGGUUAAGUUAACAUGAAACAAGUUUUAGUAAUUAUUUUAAAUGAUGGAGUAGCAGUAUUGAAGAGACAUAGUAACACAGUGGAAAUCUUAGUUAGCAGUAGAUGGUGCUACUGGCUUUCAUUUACUGAUUUGAUUAUUCCAUUCCUAUAAAAAUCAUAGCAUUAGAUUACAUUAAAAGAGUAAGCAUAUGUUAGUUAGCUGGUGGCUUUGGAGGUCAGUUUGUCUUAAUUACUAUCUCAUUCUGCCUUUCCUGUUAGUCAUCUGUAGUUUCUAAAAGGUCAGCAUAAAAUGUAUUAGGUAGGGGAAGAUAGGUUUAAUGUAUAAUGUCUCUCAGACUGAUUUACUCUCUGGCUUCUCAGAAUGGGUGAAGCACUACAAUCUCUUGUUAGGCAGUAGAGAUGAUGUGGAUAUUUAUAUUUUACAAAUAUAGUCACCAGAUUCCAUUUUAUUAACAUUUUCCCUGCUUAUGAGAAAAUAGAAAAAUGAUAGAUUUCUUUUACACCUUUACACCCUUCUGAGAGAAGUUUUGAUAAUCAAUAAAAUGGUAGAAAAUGUGAGUUACAAAUUCUGAGUUGUAGAAUUUUCUUUUAAAAUGAAUAUGUCAUAUCUCAACAUACACAUGAGAGUUGAUCUUCGGAGUGGUUCCUGUGGGAGCGCUACUUAUCCCAGCUGUGCUAGGAAAGUAUGCUGAUAGCUUUGUGAUGAGUUAAAAAUAAUCAGUGGUUGAUCACAGAAGUGCAAUGUUUUUGGAACUUUGUUUUAGACAUGUCAUGCAAAUCAGUUUGUGACUAUGCAAGGAAAUCAGUUUCAUCAUUUUGGUUGCAUCAAAAGCUUCUUUGGUGGCUCAGUAGUGACCUAUCUUAAUCCCCAAGCUAACUAUAAUUUGGCUCUGCUCUGAAAACUGCACCAUUAGGGACAUUGAAAAGAAUGGGCCAUAGUCUCUGAAUCUGCAGAAAACAAUAUGUUAAGUAUUGAUCACAUCAUUGAAUAAAGCAAUAGUUUUAUGACAUCACUGUUUUGAAGUGGACAAUAUCAUUUACAAGUGUAGGUUUUACUUUUAAAAAAAAUUCAAUCUAAUUACAAUUAAAUAAUUUUUACAAACCACUGUUUUUCUCCAGAACUUGUUUUCUGUGUUUUAUUACUUAUCCUGAAAACUUUUGAAUUUUAUAUUGAUUACUACUGAAUAGUGGUUCUUAUUGAAUGUCUAAUGUGGAAAAUGGACCCAAUAUUUAAGAUAGAAGUAAGUUAAGGAAAUAAAAGAUUUCACUACCAGGAUUUUUUUUAAAGCAUGUUUUCUUUGAGUAAACAAUUUUACUUUAUUGAAGACUGUAAUGCAAAGAAAUUGGAAUGUUUUAUAUGUUAUGCUGAGUUUUAAGCUCACAUAUCACAAAAUGUUUAAAAUUGUAUAAUCAUUUCAUGUAUCAUUUAUAACUUUGUUUCUGAAUGUCCUUUGAAAAGAUGUGGGACCAGAAGUAUAUUUGUAAUUUGGAAAUGUGAUUUUGUACUAUGAAAACUUUGUCUUUUUGAAACUUAUCUGGUAUAUUAAAGACUAUAUCAAUUCUUAGAAACACAGAUCUAUACUUUAAGGACCACUCCCAAAAUAAUUUAAAUGUCAAGAAUUUUGUCCUGAUGUUAAGAUUUAGCAUUGGAAUCACUUGUUCAGCCAUCAACUUAGUUGUGUAUAAGAUAAUAAAUGUUUAGAGGUAGAGCUAUUUCAAGAUUUACUGGAAAAAUUUAAUUUGAAGAUGUAACAAUUUUGACUGUAGAUGAUUUGAAUUUUUAUGAAUUUCCUAAUAAGCUAAUCACAGAAUAAUUUAUUAUAAAACGGCACUGUAUGUCUGCCACUUGUAGUUGAACUAAUUUACAUUUGACAAAACAGGUUAAAAUACUGGGUACUCUCAGUUUUGCAAUUGUAAUGUACAUUUUUUUCUGCACAUAGUGUUAUACAAUAGAUAACUUUGUACUACAGUUCUAAAGAUAGUAAAAUCACUGGCCUUUUGUAGCUCUUUUCCUGACUCCUUAUCCUCCAUGUGACAAACACAAGGUGUGCAGGUACACACAGACACAUUUUAAGCAAAGCAGGUUGAUUCCUCUAAGUUUUCAUUGUUAGUGAUUCAGAAGUACUUAGUGUAAUACACAGAGUUCAGUUGAUAGCUUUUUUAAAAUUAUGUCACUGAAGCUGAGAUUAUUCGUGAUAUAAAGUAAAACUUUAUUAAUAUUUAAUUUUCUUUCAUAUAUUAUUAAUAUUAAAUUCUUACAGGUAGAUGUUUCUUACAAUUUUGCACAAGUUUUCAUUUUUGUUUCAGAAACACUUAAUUGUGCAGGUUGUAAAAAUAAAUGAGUACAUUUUCAUUUUAACAACAUUUUUCUCCUUAAAUUGUUCUGCAGAAAUGACUAUUUUUAGGGAAAAUAGUUUUUUACAGCCACUAAAUUGUAUUUGUUAUUUUUGUACAUGUUUAAGCAGGGUGGUGAGGGCACUAAUCUUGUAGGGAACACUUUGUUCUAUUUGAACUUUUCCUACAUAUUUAAGUUAUUACUUUAAAUUACCAGUAGGAACAGUGUCAAGAAAUCUAGACCGAGAGAGAAUACAGUACACAAGAGAAUACUUAAAGUGUGAAGACAAAAGAAGAGGAAUACUGCCAAUGCCAGGGGAUGGAAGCAUAAAGGCAACAUUCACAUUGUGCUAGUGUUUAAGAGACUGCAUCAAUACAGGGAUCACACUCUCGUGGAGAGCGACAGUUUGUCUCUAUAGUUAAGUAGCUGGAAGGGGAAAAAUGGUCUAAAAUAUGGAAUAUGGGCGCUACAUUGUAAACUGUGCCAAGAUCAUGCAGGUUGUAAUUGCUAAUGAUCAGAGUUUGCUUCAUCAUUUUUGUUUUAAAGGGCAUACCGAAUGUCAGAAAAUUUGUAAUAUGUUUUAUUUGAAAGAUGUAAAUAAUGUAUACAGACUUGUAUGUGAUGGGAUAUUUAAAUUAUAAGUUUUUUUAAGGAAGAAAUUGAAUGUUUAUAAAAAAAUUAAUAAAUCAGUAUGUUUGGCCAUGAA
Messenger RNA from Lepus europaeus (European hare), 6446 nucleotides. It is a transcript of the gene MOB1B, whose product is annotated as MOB kinase activator 1B. Gene Ontology annotation, biological process: positive regulation of protein phosphorylation; hippo signaling. Gene Ontology annotation, molecular function: protein kinase activator activity. The transcript is spliced from 6 exons. Gene Ontology annotation, cellular component: nucleus; cytoplasm. The record is from RefSeq and is a predicted model, not a curated record. Lineage: Eukaryota; Metazoa; Chordata; Mammalia; Lagomorpha; Leporidae. The coding region runs from base 188 to 838 and encodes 216 amino acids.